Messenger RNA from Hyaloscypha bicolor E, 732 nucleotides. RefSeq lists its product as uncharacterized. The record is from RefSeq and is a predicted model, not a curated record. Gene Ontology annotation, cellular component: nucleus. Lineage: Eukaryota; Fungi; Ascomycota; Leotiomycetes; Helotiales; Hyaloscyphaceae. The transcript has 3 exons. Gene Ontology annotation, molecular function: DNA-binding transcription factor activity, RNA polymerase II-specific; RNA polymerase II transcription regulatory region sequence-specific DNA binding. Bases 1 to 732 code for a protein of 243 amino acids. Gene Ontology annotation, biological process: regulation of transcription by RNA polymerase II.
AUGGCGUACUGCAACCCAUGCAAUCGUACUUUCCCCCACUGGGAAGCAUACAACCAGCACAUCCAGAACAGUCCUGCCCAUCGCAGCUACGAGGUACACGAAUGUCAACUCUGCGAUCGGGACUUCUAUUCUGAACAAUCUCGCCAUCAACAUUACUCUUCUUCUCACAGGUCUCGAUACUGUGUCGAUUGCAAACGCGUUUUCAUGAACGAGAACAACCUCAUGCAGCAUCUUCAUUCCAGGACUCAUGUUGGUGCAUCUAUUCAAUGUCCUUGGUGCAAAGUCGGAUUCGCGACUGCUUCCGGCGUGACCAUUCACCUCGAAUCUGGCACAUGCACAGCCUCCGGCCUCAAUCGCCAAAAGAUCAACCACAUGGUCCACAAACUUGAUCGCAACAACGUCAUCACCCGCCCGAUGAUCACUCUCCCCGGUUACGCGAACGUCGAAACCAUCGCCACGGAACGCGCCUGGAACGGACAAGCCUACGAAUGCUACCUCUGCACCAGACAAUUCACCUCCCUCAACGGGCUGAACAACCACAUCAAGAGCCCGGUGCAUGAGCAGAAUCUGUAUCGUUGUCCGAACUUGAGUUGUCGCAGGGAGUAUAAGUUGCUGAGUGGGCUGGUGCAGCAUGUUGAGAGUGAGAGUUGUGGGGUUAUGAGAUUUGGGAUGGUGCAGAGUCAGGCGAGGAGUGGGAUCCAGAAUAUGGUUGGUCGGAUGAUUGCUGGAUAG